GUUUAUCCUGUUACGUUAUACAAAAUAACGCCUAUCUGUAUCGUGUUGAUUAGGUGCUGUUGUAGCUUUCAAUUAAUCAUGUUUCCAUAAUGUAGAUAAGUUUUAGAGUUGGGAAGAGAUGAAUGUAAAUCAAAUUCAAAUUUUUAACUGAGCUGGUAUGGAAGGCCUGACUUUCAAUGAAGAUGAAGUAAUAAAUGUAGAUGAAUAUUGCAGUUCUUCUAGAUUUAAAACUCAAGUCCCAGAAGAUGUAAUUGCAAAAGCACAUAUUCCUACAUUUGAAGUUCAAGCCACUAAGCCUGCACCAGUGGUUUGUCAUUUCUUUUUCCCAUCAAAUGAAGAUGGGAUUGAUAGUCUGGAGAGAGAGGGAGAUCUGCAGGACCCACUGGCAUCAUCAGAUUAUCCCAUCUCCGACUGCCAAACAGAGCACAUCACUGUGGAUGAUGAGCUGCUCGCUUUGGAAAACCUACCAGCAACUGCUAAAACAUCAUUUUCUAUAAUUGAUCCAAUAAAUAUUGUUGGACCAAACAAUUAUAAAAUUAAAAUAGAACCUGAAAUUGAGAGACCAGACAUCAAGCCUCAAUCAGAACAGCAUUGAAGAAUUUGGUGAUAAAUAUUGGACCAAAGUUACCUCUACCUCAAUGUUUUCAAAUAAAGAAGGAAAUUAAAUCAACAUCAUCAGGAACAUCAUUGCAUCAAAUAAACAUUAGUAAGAGUGAGUGUGGGCCAGAUGAAGUUGGAAGUCAUAUGAAAGAACAUUUAGUUGUAAAAAUAUAUAGAUGCUCUAAGUGUAAUCAUAACUGUACCGAUUUAGCUCUUCACGAGUCUCACAUUGCGUCCUGCGAUGAGAAGUGUUUUAAAGAUGAUGUUCUAACAUCUGAAUUAAAAUUUUUUAAGAGAAAUGGAUUUUUUUUCUGUAAAAUUUGUUCGUACAAGUUUGAAUAUUUGACCAAUCUAAUUACUCAUGUAAAAAGACAUGCAGGAAGAGGAUUUUACUGUCAUAUUUGUAAAGACACCCUUCCAACUGUUGAUGAACUUCGUGAUCAUUAUAGUAAUUUGCACAAGGGCCUCACCAAAGUGUUGUCUUGUAAUGUUUGUAGUUAUUCAAGCAUGGUGUUCCAACAUCUCAAAGAUCAUAUGAUACAACACAAUGUUGACAAACAUCUGCAUUGUUCUAAAUGUAGGCGUAACUAUGAUGAUUCAGACAUAUAUAAUCAACAUGUCAUUGCAGUUCAUAGCAAUGCAGUAAAAAAGAAAUCAAAGGUAAAAAGGUUUGUUAGCACAAAGAAAGCUGGAGAGCCCAUUAACAUCUUGAAGAAUGCUGAUGCAGAAAACAUGAUACUUUUAAAAUCAAAUUUUAUGUCUGAAACUAGUCAACAUUCUGGUUCUUAUUGUUGUAAUGGGUGUGCUUAUAAAUUUGCAAAGUUUGAAAAUUUAAAUAAACACAAAAAGGAACAUCUUAAUGUAUCAAAACCAUAUGUAUGUACCUACUGCAAUCAUAAAUCAUUUUCAUUAACAGACAUGAAACAACAUUGCCGAAAUCACGCGAAUAAGCCAACUAUGAAGACAAAGAAAGUUUCAUGUAAUUUCUGUGAAGUAGUAUGCUCAAGUUGGGAACAUAUGAAGAGACAUGCCAUAAAUCAUGUUUAUGACCAGUUGUAUUGUCGUCAUUGUCGCAUCAAUUUAGAAGAUUCGGAUUCCUACAAGACCCAUAUGAACUCUGUACACAAUGUGUUGAGUACUGAAAAUUGGUAUUCCUGUAACAAAUGUUCUUUUACAACAUCAAGUAUUGCAAUUUCCAAGAGGCAUAUGUCAAAGCACAGUAAUAACAAAAAUAUGUCAGCUUUGCCUAAACGUAAAGUUGUUGAAAGAAUAGUACGUAGGAAGGAGAAGAUAUCAUAUUUGAGAAAUAAUGCAUCUUCACUAGAGCUUUCAAGCAGUGAACAGUCCAGUGUUAUGAAAAGCCACAGUUUUGAACACAAAAAACGCAAAAUUGUGUUCAACAAUGAAAUGAGCUUUAAGAAACAUAAUAAGAUUCACAAAGAUCAGAUUGUGCACACAAAUACAAACAGAAAAACAUCUAAAGAAGGAAUCUUGAAAUGGAUGUUUAAGUGUAAUAAGUGUAUUUAUCAAUGCGACAAAAUCAAAUCUUUACAGGAGCAUAAUAAACUUAAUCAUAUUGAUCAAGAGGUGCCCUUUACAUGUACAGUGUGUGGUUUUAAAUCUGCCUUACUUAGACUUUAUACCCAACAUCUAAAAUCUCACACUGAGAACAAAAUUUACAACUGUCGCUUUUGUAAGUUCAGCUCUAAGAAAGUGACUUUGUUCAAAAAACAUGUUGCUGGUCAUGGAUUCAAAUGUUGUCCCAUGUGUGUUUAUAAAUCUGAAGGGUUUUCUAGGUUGAAAGAACAUAUAGCUAAACAACACAAGCCUGGAAAUGAACCUUUUGUGUGUAGUCUAUGUCCAUAUAAUACCCGCUAUAAAAACAAAUUGAACUCACACUUUCUCAGAUUUCACCCAAAGGAAAAUACUUUAAUGAAUUUACCCUUGCUCUCACAAUCCUUGCAGACUAAAACAAAAAAAACUGUGAAAUAUCAUACAUGUUCAUUCUGCCCCUUCAGAUCUUACAGAUCUUAUGAUUUAAAAAGGCAUAUCAUGCGACACUUUAGUAACAAAUCAAAUAGUGGUAAAAUACCUAGAUUAAAGCAAAUAAAUCACAUUCUGACCCGACCCAUAGUCAAAUGUGACCCACAUCAACGAAAUAAUAUAAAGCCUAAUCAUAAAAGUAUUACUGGUGAUGCUAAAAGUUACAAUUAUUAUUAUUCUUGUUCCCAGUGUAGCUACAAAAACAAAUAUAGAAAAACUGUUUCUGCACAUUUACUCCGUAUUCACGAUAUUAGAGGAGGUAUACGAAACAAUAUGAUUGUGAAAGUUAAUGGAAGCAUGUUAGAAAGUAAAAAUCAUAUAGUGAAAAAUAGAGGUAGCAUGUCCAAAAACAAAGAAGACAAACCAAACAUAAUUAGAGACAGAGAUCAGACUAUUGAUAAAAGAUGUAAACCAGAUACAGCACAGACAAAAUUAAUGGACAAUUGCAGUAUGUGUGAUAUACGUAAGCUAUCACGCCUUGCCCAAAUAGAGCAUAGAAAGUAUGGACAUAGGACAUUUUGGGCAAAACCUUAUUCUUGUAAUAAAUGUGGCAUGCGGUUUACUUCUACAAAUGCCUUAAAAAGACACAUGAAAAAUGAGAAUAAAGAGUACUUAUUUUGUAAGUCAUGUAAUUUCAAGUCACAUAGACGAGACUAUUGGAGGAAACACAUUCAAGUAUGUAGAAAACGAACAGAAUCUAGAAGAUGUGGAGGUGCCAAAAUGUCAGAUGAAGAACCUUUAACUUGUGGUGAAUGUGACUUUAAAACAACAGAUAUAACUAAAUUUUCUACGCAUAUGUUCAUUCACACAGGUAUUUCAGAUGACUAAUAAUAGUUUACAUUUGAUCCUUUAGUGUGUAUAUUUCUGUUUUGUCUUUUAAUUAUAAAAUUCUGAUUUUAGAUUUAGUUUGAAUAAUAUAAGGAUUAUAAUUAUUCAUGUAAAAAUGUGUUAAAGCCUUUAGCUGAAUAUAGUAUUUCUGGAUAAGGAUAACUAUUAA
Homalodisca vitripennis (glassy-winged sharpshooter) is the source of this 3640-nucleotide messenger RNA. RefSeq names its product zinc finger protein 43-like. Bases 745 to 3471 code for a protein of 908 amino acids. The record is from RefSeq and is a predicted model, not a curated record. The transcript is spliced from 4 exons. Gene Ontology annotation, biological process: regulation of transcription by RNA polymerase II. Gene Ontology annotation, molecular function: DNA-binding transcription factor activity, RNA polymerase II-specific; RNA polymerase II transcription regulatory region sequence-specific DNA binding. Gene Ontology annotation, cellular component: nucleus. Lineage: Eukaryota; Metazoa; Arthropoda; Insecta; Hemiptera; Cicadellidae.